AUGUCAUCCUCUGAAUCGCCCUUCCAAAUCAACGUCCCCGACGAGAAACUCGCCACCCUACAUGCUAAACUCGAACUCGCCACUUUCCCAGACGAACUAGAAGACGCCGGGUGGAAGUAUGGAGCACCUCUAGCGGAUAUUAAGCGACUCACGGAAAGGUGGAGAAACGAGUACGACUGGCGCAAGCAUGAAAAGGAAUUAAAUCAAGAGCUCCCAAUGUUUACCCGCGAUAUUGACGUGGAUGGUUUUGGCACGCUGAACAUUCACUACGUUCACAAGAAGAGCGAAGCUGUUGACGCUAUUCCGCUGUUGUUUUGUCACGGAUGGCCUGGAGGUUUCUUGGAAGUCAGGAAGAUUUUGCCUCUUCUGACAGCGUCGUCCCCUGAACAUCCUAGCUUCCAUGUUGUUGCGCUUAGCUUGCCUGGUUUUGGCUUUUCGGAGGCUCCUCAUACCCAAGGUUUUGCUCUUGACCAAUAUGCUGAGGUGGCUCACAAACUCAUGCUUGCUCUCGGGUACAACGAGUAUGUUACCCAGGGAGGUGACUGGGGUGGCCUCAUCACUCGGAAAAUGGCCUCUGUGUAUGGUGGGAAGUAUCACAAGGCGUGGCACACCAACAUGCCAAUUGCCGAACCACCGAGCUGGAAAUCGCCCCUGUCUUUCUUAUCAUUCCUGCUAACCCCUUGGUCCGCAGAGGAGAAAGCAGGUAUUGAGCGCACCGCGUUGUUCCACUCAAAAGGGCGUGGCUACUUUGAGGAGCAAAGCACGCAGCCGCAGACACUCGGUUACAGUCUUGCCGAUACCCCUGUUGGUCUGCUUGGUUGGAUUUACGAAAAACUGGUCUGUUGGACCGACAAUUACCAAUGGUCUGAUGACGAAGUGCUAACGUGGAUCUCAUUGUACUGGUUCUCUCGUGCCGGGCCCGCUGCCUCCGUUCGCAUUUACUUCGAGUUGGCUGGCAGUUUCGAGGAUUUAGGCCCCUACCCCACUAUUCCUAUGGGAGCGUCGUAUUUCCCCAAGGAGCUCGUAAUUCUACCUGCAGCGUGGCUGCGCAGGUCGAACAAAGUCGUUUUGGAGUCCCAUCAUAAGACAGGAGGCCAUUUUGCUGCCACUGAACGGCCAGAGGAGCUUGUUCAAGAUGUGCGGAAGAUGUUCGCAAAGGGGAGCCCUGCGUUCGGAAUUGUUCCCGGAAGAAGUGGAUACGCUUAA
Suillus paluster is the source of this 1206-nucleotide messenger RNA. RefSeq names its product Alpha/Beta hydrolase protein. The coding region runs from base 1 to 1206 and encodes 401 amino acids. The transcript is spliced from 8 exons. Gene Ontology annotation, molecular function: epoxide hydrolase activity. NCBI's taxonomy places the organism in Eukaryota, Fungi, Basidiomycota, Agaricomycetes, Boletales, Suillaceae. The record is from RefSeq and is a predicted model, not a curated record. Gene Ontology annotation, biological process: epoxide metabolic process.